AUGUCUUCGCGACCUCGUCCGCCACCCGGACCCAAAACUUGCAUACACCUCGAACACGGGUGGUUCGAUCCCAAAGUCGGCUUGCCGCCGAGGCCGUUGCGGGAGCCGCAGGAUGUUUUGGAAGAGCUUCUCCGCAACCUCAUAGCCAGCGGAAACGCAAACGACGAUGCAACGUUCUUGUCGGGACUCCUCGAGAGCGCCAGCAAGCACCGAGCAACAACGAAGACGGAGGAUCCGCCACAGUUCCACCAGUUCUCGCGCCUGCCCCUCAGAAUACGCAACCAAAUAUGGCUGUUCGCGAUUCCAAGCCGUACAGUCCACGUAAGCGUCGACGCCCAGGAGAAAGCAUGUUGGAACCGCCGUCUCCCUAUUCCUGCGCCCGCGUUGGCUUGCCGUGAAGCCUGGCUCGUCAUCAUGCCGCUGGUGCACGAUGUUACUAAAUGCCUGUACAUAUCAAGAGGACCGGGCGGUUGCACCAUUGAAGAUUCUUGGCCAGUGGUGAAGGAAGAGAGGAGAGUAUCCUGGUUCACGUCGGCCGACACGCUGAGUGUUGGCGGUGCUUACUACACAUGCGAGACGCUGGACUGGUUUUACGGGCGAAACGUGCCCAUCACCGCUGAUACUGCCAUUCCCUUGCGGACUUUGCAGGAACAAGUCAACAUUACGACGUUCUUCCAAAGCCACAACUGUGUCAAGGUCGUCCUCCAGACCAUCGAUAUUGUCGUCGCGAAAACGACCAAGACCUCUGGCAAGUUUUCUCGCGUCAAGGACGGUGUGAUGGCCUUCAGAAACCCCGUCACUUUUGUCAACGUCAAGGCGGUCAAAGAUUGGUCCCGCCACGAGAGAGACCCCGUCGACAGGGACGUCGCCUUUGGACCUCCUCCCAACUUUGGGUUUCAUGUCGCCCAUAACGUCGAGCUACACGACCGAGCCCGCUUGGAGGAACUUCUCAGUCUGGUAUCGGCCAUGGGUGGAUCUAGUUGGGAUGCCUGUGCCGGUAAGCACCGGCUUGAUGCCAUGGAAGACUGGACCAGGGCCUUUUGCUUCGAUUGCCUGAUGACGUGGUGGGAGAAACGCGGGCGCGACCUGACUGAGGAGACCUUUGUCAAGCAUCGACGACAGGGUAUGGGAACAAAGAACACAAUUGGCGACAAGCCCAAAGAAGCUGACGAGGUUGAUGCCCGGAUGUCUCGGCUCAUUCCGACCGUGAGGUUCCUCGUAAGAUUUCAAGACAUAGUGCCACCUGGUACUCCGUUAGAAGAGCCCCAGGUGCGGAUGCUCGCUCCACAUCUGGACUUUGAGACGCAUGGUCACCUUCCUGACUGGAUGAUCAAUGAUUUUGAAGAUGAUCUCUGA
Messenger RNA from Colletotrichum higginsianum IMI 349063, 1356 nucleotides. RefSeq lists its product as uncharacterized. The coding region runs from base 1 to 1356 and encodes 451 amino acids. The transcript has a single exon. NCBI's taxonomy places the organism in Eukaryota, Fungi, Ascomycota, Sordariomycetes, Glomerellales, Glomerellaceae. The record is from RefSeq and is a predicted model, not a curated record.